Molecule: messenger RNA, 1311 nt
Organism: Tripterygium wilfordii
Lineage: Eukaryota; Viridiplantae; Streptophyta; Magnoliopsida; Celastrales; Celastraceae
Exons: 4
Coding region: 140-1024 (294 amino acids)
Molecular function (GO): polysaccharide binding
Source: RefSeq, a predicted model, not a curated record
AAAGUAUAUGCUGCUUUAUAGCUAGAAAGCACUUGUUGAAUGGGAUCUUCUUUUUAGGAAAACAUUAGGAUUAGGCCUGUUGAAAUUUUGAAAACAAUCAUCUCCACCGAAAAGUGGGGUCUUUCAUAUACACUUAGGAAUGAGGUUCUUAACCAUUUGGAUGCUUUUCCUCCCUCAUUGUACUAUCUCUGCUGUUGUUCACGCCAUCCCAGCUAAUGGUACUUGCCACAACACCUGCGGAACAAUACCAGUGAGGUUCCCCUUUGGUACUGGAUUUGGAUGUGGACACCCAGACUUUGCUAGAUACAUGAGAUGCAACUCUGCAGAGAUACUUGAGUUCUCAACAGCCACUGGAAUCUACACUAUCUCUUCAAUUGAUUAUCCAAGCAGCACAGUAGUGGUCACAGACCCUCUCAUGUCAACUUGCAGUUCAAUGCAGAACUCAGGGAGCUUUGGUUUGGAUCGGGCAAGCCCUUUUACUCUAACAAAUGACAAUAUCUUUGUUUUGCUGGGGUGUUCAACGACUUCUCCUUUGUUCGAUCGAAACCAAGAUUUGUGCGACACUGGAUCUGGUUCUCGAGUUUGUAGAGGGCUAUAUUCUUGCAAGGGAGUGACAGGCAUUGGGUUGCAGCAGAAUGCACCAAUAUCAACAUGUUGUGUUUAUGAGUCACCAAUUCAGCUUGGAACUGGUUACACAUUGGAUGUCCCAAAGCUGCAAUGUUCAUCAUAUACGUCAGUAUAUGGGUUUGGGGGUGAUAGGGGUGAUCCAAUGACAUGGAAAUUUGGCAUCUCCCUGAGUUAUAAUGAUUCUUAUUAUACUGAUGAAUGCAAGGACUGUGAAGCUACUGGGGGUAUGUGUGGGUUUGCUGGUUUGGAUGGGUCUUUUGCUUGCAUUUGCAGAACUGGUGUGAAUACCACCAACAAUUGCUAUGGAUAUGCCUCGAGUGGGACAGGGAUGCCAAAAAUUCAAACCAUAUUGAGCAUUGGAGGUUUUAUGCUCUCAUGGAUUGGUCUCUUCAUCUGAAGCAGAGACAAUGUGUCCUCAUUCAAGCCAUUAUGGGAGGAUUAUGUAGUAGAACGUAAGUUGAUGAGGGAGAACUUACAUUCUUGGAGAAAGCAGUCACACCGAGUUACAAAGUUCUCAAAUCCUUUUUUCUUGAAUAUCUUAGAGUAGUUUCAGACUACUAUGCAUGAUGUUACUUUUGUUUUAAUUCUAUGAUGUACGAUGCGAUUGGGAAAGUAUCUCUUAAUAAUGUGAAUGAUGGCAAAAUUAUCAAAACAUAUUCCUUGAUAGUCGUAUUAAUGUGGUAA